Messenger RNA from Dreissena polymorpha, 4419 nucleotides. RefSeq names its product rRNA-processing protein FCF1 homolog. The record is from RefSeq and is a predicted model, not a curated record. Gene Ontology annotation, cellular component: small-subunit processome; nucleolus. NCBI's taxonomy places the organism in Eukaryota, Metazoa, Mollusca, Bivalvia, Myida, Dreissenidae. The transcript has 10 exons. The coding region runs from base 16 to 708 and encodes 230 amino acids.
UUAAACUUGGUUGACAUGCAAAAUACAAUUGCCAUGGGAAAGCAGAAGACAAACAGAUCAUCAGUACAUUGUAGUCCAGCUGUAGAGGCAGCAAAAUCUGUAAAGCGGGGGAAGACAAAGCGUACCAAGAAGUAUGCUGAGGUAAAGAGAGUGCUCAGCUUGAAAGAUACACGAAUAAAAGCUAUAGAUCGAGAUACAAGAAAAAAGGCGAAACACAAAAAGAAAAAUCCACUGAAUAUGUCAGAGAGGCAUCUGCCGCAGGUGUCGUCCGCCAUGUAUUUCAAGUACAACACACAGCUGGGCCCUCCCUACCAUGUGCUCAUUGACACCAACUUUAUCAACUUCUCCAUCAAGAACAAGAUUGACAUCAUACAGGGCAUGAUGGACUGCCUCUAUGCAAAAUGUAUUCCAUAUAUUACUGACUGUGUAAUGGCGGAAUUGGAGAAGCUAGGUUCAAAAUACCAAGUUGCAAGGAGAAUAGCCAAGGAUGAGAGGUUUAUGAGGUUGCCGUGUCUACACAAAGGAACAUAUGCGGAUGACUGCAUUGUUCAACGUGUAACUCAGCACAAGUGUUACAUAGCUGCCACCUGUGAUAAGGACCUCAAGAGACGCAUACGGAAGGUGCCAGGUGUACCCAUCAUGUACUUACAGCAACACAGAUACUCGAUUGAACGGAUGCCAGAUGCAUAUGGCGCCCCUAAGACUUGAUAUGGCGACUGAUUCAGGAGUCUAGGGGACUUGAUGAGAGCAGUAACUCGAGGGGCCUUCCAUAACUUGUCGUUGUUGGCUUGGUGGUAGGCACACGGCAGAUCCGUUCGUUUAUAGGCUGUAGUAAUGUCGUCUCGGCAGCAUCUGUGUCAAUUUUAUUUUACAGAGUAAAAUUUACAUUGCAUUUUCAGGAAAAAACUAUCGAUAUUCUUUUUUUCGCAUAAUGUUAUUCAUGAAGUCUAAAAACGUAAUGCAAUUCUAUUGACACGCGCGUGAGCAUAAUUUUUUUUCGUUGCCGUUAUCAUGACCAUCUAAUAAAUAGCCACGGCCGUUAUCAUGAGGCGUUUUUCAAAACCUACUCGAAUUUAAUUGUUGAUAAAAAUGUUGUUUGUUUAUGUGGGGUGCUAUAAUUUGGAAUUACCGAAAAAAAAAGACUAACGAUACCAAUACAAUGUUGUUCAUGUUUAUCUUUGGUCUAAAUCCUGUGUAAUUAGAGUUUUACUGAGAAAGUGGUAACUUUUUUCGAUUUUUAGCGAGACUGUUUUCGGAGAAAACCUGAGCUAUUGUCAUAGCCAGCUCGUCCGCCAUCCGCUGUAGGCGUCGUGCUAAAACCUUAACAUUGGCUCUAAAAUCAAAGUGCUUCCACCUACAACUUUGAAACUUCAUAUGUAGAUGCACCUUGAUGAGUUCUACACGCCACACCCAUUUUUGGGUCACUAGGUCAAAUGUCAAGGUCACUGUGACCUCUAAUAUCAAACUUUAACAUAGGCUCUAAAAUCAAAGUGCUUCCACCUACAACUUUGAAACUUCAUAUGUAGUUGCACCUUGAUGAGUUCUACAUGCCACACCCAUUUUUGGGUCAUUAGGUCUAAGGUCAAGGUCACUGUGACCUCUAAUAUAAAACUUUAACAAAAACCUUAACAUUGCCUCUAAAAUCAAAGUGCUUUCACCUACAACUUUGAAACUUCAUAUGUAGAUGCACCUUGAUGAGUUCUACACACCACACCCAUUUUUGGAUCACUAGGUCAAAGGUCAAGGUCACUGUGACCUCUAAUAUCAAACUUUAACAUAGGCUCUAAAAUCAAAGUGCUUCCACCUACAACUUUUAAACUUCAUAUGUAGUUGCACCUUGAUGAGUUCUACAUGCCACACCCAUUUUUGGGUCACUAGGUAAAAGGUCAAGGUCACUGUGACCUCUAAUAUAAAAUUUUAACAAAAACCUUAACAUUGCCUCUAAAAUCAAAGUGCUUCCACCUACAACUUUGAAACUUCAUAUGUAGAUGCACCUUGAUGAGUUCUACACGCUACACCCAUUUUGGGUCACUAGGUCAAAGGUCAAGGUCACUGUGACCUCUAAAAAAAAAAAAAAAAAAUUCUGACAAGCUUUCGCAGCCGAGCGUGGCACCCGUUAUGCGGUGCUCUUGUUGAUCACAUUCUAACGGAUUUCUUGAAAAGUAAGCUGCUAGGAAGUCCUUCUUACGCUCUUAAUGAACACACUUUAACCUGCUCAAUCCAAUUCUUGAAAUAUAAAGCAUAGGGAAAUACACUCCAUGUUCCACAUAUAUACAGUAUCUCAGUCGUCACAUGAUCCAAAAGCCGCUGGAGGCGAUUGAACGGUGUGAAUGGUGCUGGUAGAUUGAUUGGAGUCAGUUGUUGAAAAGAGCAAUGUUGUCGUUGAGAUCGUUGUCGUUUUCGGCUCUACUGGCCAGAGGCCAGCGGGGCUUAUGUCAUGGUCCUGUGUCCGUCGUGCGUCGAUGCGUUAACUUUUUCUUUAAACAUCUUCUUCUCCUAAAGUCCAAUUUUGAUAAAACUUCUCACAAAUAUUCCUGGGGUGAACCUCUUUCAAAUUUGUUCAAAUUAUGCUUCUGGGGUUAAAUUUGACCCCGCCCCGGGGGUCAAUAGAUUGCUUAUGUAAAGCCUAUUUUGUGCAAACUUUAAAAAUCUUUUUGUCCAUAACCAUAGGGCCUAGGGCUACCAAAUUCGGUAUGUAGUGACAUCUAAUAGUUCUCUACUUAGUUUGUACAAAUUAUGCCCCUGGGGUAAAAUUUGACCCUGCCCCGGGGGUCACAAAAAUGAACAUACGCUUAAAUAAGGCCUAUUUUGUGCAAAGUUUAAAAAUCUUGUUGUCCAUAACAGUAUGGCAUAGGGCUACCAAAUAUGUAGUGACAUCUAAUAGUUUUUCUACCAAAUUUGUUCAAAUUAUGCCCCUGGGGUCAAAUUUGACCCUGCCCCGGGGGUCACAAAAAUGAACAUGUGCUAAAGCCUAUUUUGUGCAAACUUUAAAAAUCUUCUGUCCAUAACCGUAGGGCCUAGGGCUACCAAAUUUGGUAUGUAGUGACAUCUAAUAGUUCUCUACUUAGUUUGUUCAAAUUAUGCCCCUGGGGUCAAAUUUGACCCUGCCCCAGGGGUCACAAAAAUGAACAUACGCUUAAAUAAGGCCUAUUUUGUGCAAAGUUUAAACAUCUUGUUGUCCAUAACAGUAUGGCAUAGGGCUACCAAAUUUGGUAUGUAGUGACAUCUAAUAGUCCUCUACCAAGUUUGUUCAAAUUAAGCCCCUGGGAUCAAAUUUUACUGUUCCCCAGGGGUCACAAAAUUGAACAUAUGCUUAUAUUGGGCCUAUUUUGUGCAAACUUUAAAAAUCUUUCUGUCCAUAACCAUUGGGCCUAUUUCUACAAAAUUUGGUAUGUAUUAAAAUCUUAAAGUUCUCUACCAAGUUUUUUCAAAUUAUGCCCCUGGGGUCAUAUUUGACCCUGCCCCGGGGUCACAAAAUGAACAUAUGCUUAAAUAAGGCCUAUUUUGUGCAAACUUUAAAAAUCUUCUUGUUCAUAAUUAUAGAGCCUAGGGCUACUAAAUUUGGUAUGUAGUGACAUCUAAUAGUCCUCUACCAAAUUUGUUCAAAUUAUUCCCCUGGGCUUAAAUUUGACCCUGCCCCGGGGGUCACAAAACUGAACAUAUGCUUAUAAUUAUAAAGCCUCUUUUGUGCAAACUUUAAAAAUCUUCCUGUCCAUAACCAUUGGGCCUAGGGCUACCAAAUUUGGUAUGUAGUGACAUCUUAUAGUUCUCUACCAAGUUUGUUCAAAUUAUGCCCCUGGGGCCAAAUUUAUUCCUUAAAGGCUCCCAUUAAAAAGUUGUUCAAGAAAAUUUGAUUCGUCAAAAAACAUGGCCACAGGAAAGCGUUGAACUUUGCAUGUUUAUGCGUUUUUGCUAUUUAUUCAUUAUGGGAUGAAUAAACUAUUUUCUUCUCAAACUAAAAGUUUAUCAAAAUACACUUGGAAUAACUUUUUAAUUAUAAGAGAUAAAUGCAUACAUUUCGAGCGUGAUAGGUAGACCAACCAUGUUAACUAUCCAUAAAUGUUAACCCUUUACCAAACGACACAUUUUGGACUGCCCCAAAUUGAAAGAGAUUGCAGACGAGAAAUAAUAUUGUAAAGGACUAUUUAUAAAUUGGCUGGGUGGGGUAGAAAUCAUUGUGAUAAAAGGAGAAAUUGCUCAUCAUGAGCAAUUUCUCCUUUUUGAAACCGGAAGUCCUGUUUUCAAAACGAAAACAAACUCUUCAGAAGGAAAGAGAAAGUCACAUGCUUGAGUACAUUUCAACCCAUGCGCUUAAAAAAACAGUGGAGCGAUACAGGGCCAUCAUGACCCUCUUGUUUUAUUUAACUACAUGUAUACUUGUCAACCAAAAUGUAUAUUAAUAAAUAUAUAAAACACAAA